CAUAACAGAUGGUGGGAUGGGAACGCUUGUUAUGUGGGGAGACUCGUGGAUUGCUUGACAAUCGAGGUGGGGAACCUGAAUUUGGCCCCCGAAUCACUUGACGGCCAUAUGCCAAAUAUUCGCCUGCGCCAAACAGCGAGAAGAAGGAGAAGUGUUUCUCCCUCCUUGGAUAUGGGUGCCCUUCUGCACUGACAGAAGCUGGUUCUUCUCGCUUCGAAGUGAAGACAGCGAAUUGGAGACACCCCUCUCAGGUUGGACCUUUCUUCGUCUGUAAUGAGCUUUCUCGGUAGAAAUUUGAAUUCCCAUGGUUUCAUUCUUUGUUUCGUCCGGAGAUGGUAGACACUCUUAGAACUUGGUCUCAGAUUAGCCACAGCAUCGAUGGGUUCUGUGCCCCUAAACCAUCUGUCAAACAGGGAAGCGUUAACUCUGUAAAAGCUUCCAAUGUGGGCUUCAGCUUCAGGGGCAGUGGUCAAUUUGGCAUUCAAAAUGGAAGGCUGCUGAAGCAAAGACGCACUUUUUUUUUCAUAUUUCGUGCUUCUUGUUCGCGCAAAAGCAUGACACUAGGUCGAGAAGGAACUUACAGAAAUAGCCAUGAAGUGAAACCCGUGCGAUUUGCCGAGUGUGAGCUUGCUUUUGAAGAAGCAAAACACGAAGAAUCCAAUUUGAGUAGGGAAGGCACAGAGGAGCUACCACUGUUAAGUAAUGAUCCAAAUCAUGGCAUAAAGGAUUACUAUCGUGAGGUCGUCCACGGUAGUACCUUUGGUGUUGAGAAGGCGUACAGUGGGAGAAAUUUUCACUUUCUAGAGGAAAGGGAUGAGGGAAUAUUAUCAGAGAGGAUAUUGAGUCUCAGUCGGUCAAACAAGUUAAGAAGCUUAUUGGAAUUAUAUGCGUCCAUGGAGAAAUCUGGCCUUCAGCCUAAUUUACAUGCAUGCAAUUCUCUCGUUUCUUGUCUAGUGAGGAACGGAUUGCUUGAUGACGCAUUAAGAGUUUUUGAGAGGAUGAAAAAGGAGGAAAUGGCAAGUGGACAUACUUAUAGCUUGAUCCUCAAAGCGAUUGCAAAUGAAAGGGGAUGCAUCUCGGCUUUGGAAAUGUUCGAAGAACUAGAAAGGGAAGAGAAGCUGAGCCACAGCUGUGACAUAAUUUUGUACAACACGAUGAUGACUAUUUGUGGGAAAAUGAAGCACUGGCAAAAGGUGGAACAACUGUGGAGGAGGCUAAAGCAAGAUGGUUGCAAAGAAACCAGGGUCACAUAUAACUUGUUGGUCAGUGCAUUUGUUCAAUGUGAUCAAACUGAGUUGGCUCUGGAUGCUGCUUUCGAAAUGGUUCAGAGUGGAUGGGAACUAAAAGAGGAUAUUCUGAAAGGCAUUAUCAGUUGUUGUGCAAAAGAUGGGAAAUGGAUGUUGGCUUUGAAGUUCUUCAAUCAAAUGCUAAAUGCUGGUCUCAAACCGAAUUCUAUCACAUAUAACGCUGUGAUCAAUUGCCUUGGGAAGGCUGGGGAAGUUGAUCUUGCCUUUAGAGUGUAUGACCACCUGAAAUCUUCUGGUCAAAAGGAUGACUCAUACACUUGGAAUGCAUUGCUUACUGCACUAUACCGUGUAAAACGAUAUGGUGAUGCUCUUCAGCUUUUUGAGAGGAUAAGAAAAGAUUAUGUGUCUGAGAUGAGCCCCCAUCUCUAUAAUAUGGCACUGAGGUCAUGCCAGAAACUUGGGCGCUGGGAGAGAGCUUUGCAACUUCUAUGGCAGAUGGAAAGGCUUGCGAUGGCUCCAUCAACCACAUCAUACAAUUUCACUAUUGGUGCUUGCGAACGUGCAAGAAAGCCAGAAUUUGCUUUACAAGUAUAUCAACAUAUGAUGCAUAGAAAGUGCAUGCCUGACACUUUCACAUAUGCCUCACUGAUAAGAGCUUGCAUAGCAGGAUCACUAUGGUCCAAAGCGGAAGAAAUUCUGGAUCGUGUGGGUCCGAAUGCAUCUCUCUACAAUUUGGUCAUUCAAGCUUUCUGCUCUCAAGGCAAGAUCAUAUCAGCAAAGAGACUAUAUAUGAAGAUGCGAAGCCAUGGACUUCAUCCUGAUGUGUUUCAUCUAGAUUUCUGGCGUCCGGUGAAACUGCACCAUAUCAGAUACCGGACUUCCACAGGCAAAUGGGGUUGCACAGGAGCCAACUGCAGCCUUAGUAUCGAUAUUUGCAGUUCAACUCAUGUCACUGCUAUUCCCUUGUACAACCUUCAAACUAAUACGCCCUUGGGCCAAGGGUCUAGCCUGGGAGUUAUACUAUCCUGAGGAUCAAUAUACGAUUUAUCUGUUAACAAGCUCUGAAUCUUUUUGUGGUUAAAUAACAAGUAUUAAACUCCAUUUGGACGAAAAUGGUUGCAGUAGGAAAUUCAUUCUAGUUCAUCAAAUCUGAAGAAUUGAGGAUGAUAUAUCUGAUUUCCUGGGUUCUUUCUGUUUAUGAUACGGAAUUGUGAAAGCUGUUUUUGGGUGGUGGCAGUAGCUAGAGUGGUAUGUGGAUUCUCUUUCAGCUUUCUGGUGUUUGGCAGUUUCAGAGAAGGGGAAGUACGACCUAUGAGCUAAGAGUGCACUUACUGUCUUCAGUUCCACCUUCAUGCUACCAAGGAGGAGUCAUCUUUGACUGCAGAGAUCUUCUAAGCCACUGAGGCCAUCACCUAAAACCAUUGCAAACCAACUCUCUCUUUUUCUCUCCAACACGUUCAGAGGAAGGAGAGAGAGCCUCCAGUUUAGCUAUGCUGUGGAGUACGGUAAUAGCAUGGCCCAAAAUUGACUCGAACGCAUGGUCUGUCAGACGUGAACUCAGCUUCAUAGUUUAUUCCAGUUUCCACCAGAAUGACGUACGAUUGAAACAGAAGGUAGCGAUGAACCUGGAUGCAUAACGCUACGAACAUGUUUCAAAUGCUUAAAUAUGAUAUCCGCCGUGUCCAAUAGGCGCACUCCGUCCCGGGAAAGAAGAAACUGGAAAGCAUGGAUUGAAAUGGUUGUUUAAACGAUAUGUCCAGGGAUUCCUUAAUCUGAUGCGGCAUUCGAGGAGACAUCUUGAAUGAGUUAGGGAGGAUUCCACCCUUGGUAUUGAUUGUUUUAUCGAUGGAAAAUUUUGGACCUCCGGUUUCCUAAUGUUGGAGAAUCGAGCAAUGGGCGGUGGUUAGCUUCUUCAACAGAAAAGUUUAUCCUUGUUCAGCAGCUUCUUCUUAA
This is a messenger RNA of Nymphaea colorata (pocket water lily), 3200 nucleotides long. RefSeq names its product pentatricopeptide repeat-containing protein At3g29290-like. The transcript is spliced from 3 exons. Gene Ontology annotation, molecular function: protein binding. The record is from RefSeq and is a predicted model, not a curated record. NCBI's taxonomy places the organism in Eukaryota, Viridiplantae, Streptophyta, Magnoliopsida, Nymphaeales, Nymphaeaceae. Bases 333 to 2276 code for a protein of 647 amino acids.